Molecule: messenger RNA, 1117 nt
Organism: Spinacia oleracea (spinach)
Lineage: Eukaryota; Viridiplantae; Streptophyta; Magnoliopsida; Caryophyllales; Amaranthaceae
Exons: 3
Coding region: 1-1056 (351 amino acids)
Source: RefSeq, a predicted model, not a curated record
AUGGGUUUUGGGGUAGCUUUGGUUGAUAUAACCAGCUAUCCCGUGUCUAAGACUUUUGCUGAUUUGUUAGGGGGUCUUAACCCUAUCAAACUCGAGGUUCCUGAAGCUUCUGCUGCUCCUGAAGCUUCUUCUGCUCCUUCUGCUUCUGCUGCUCCUUCUGCUUCUGCUGCUCGUGCUGCUUCUGGUGCUCCUGCUGCUUCUGCUAAAGCUUCGGAAGGUGCACCGGGUAAUUCCCAAGUUGAUCGAAGCAGGAUUAUUGAGUUUCAAAUUCCGGAAAGUGCUCAAACAGAUGCUGAAAUUCAAGCUACCUGCGAUGAUGAGUUGCAAUUGGCAAUGAGAAUAUAUUGUCGCGAUUAUGUUGUGUCCAGUUUCCAUAAGGACCGUAUAAAUUUGUUAAAGAGUCGGCGACAAGAAUUAUCAGACAGUCCAGGAUACAAUGAUCCUGUGUUUUUGGAGAUAAUUGACUCAAUUGUUGCCUAUGCUGAACACUUGAGAAACGAAAAUAAUGCUGUUGAUGAUAAUGCUCCUUCUCAAGCUGUUGAUGGUGCUGCUGACAAGGGGCCAAUUCAGGAGAAUGUUGGUGCUGCUGACAAGGGUUCUGGUGAUAAUGGACCUGGUGAUAAGGGGCCAAUUGAGAAAAAUGUUGAAGGUUCUGGAAAUGUUGCUCCCCAAGAUGCUGAACCUGAACGAGAAGCUAGGAGUUUCUAUAGCAGUCUUCCCAUUGGUUCUGCUACAGAAGAAGUCUUCUGCUUAUCUGAGUUAAUGGAGAGAUUUCCGAAGACCCUCGGUCGUCUGAGGAGACUGGAAAAAGAAGUAAUUGACUUCUGUUUCUUGGAUGAUGAGGCACUUGAUCAACGGGCUGAUGUUUUUAUUUUUGGGAUGCUCCACAAAAUAAAUAGGGAGAAAAUGCAAUGUUUGAUUCCUGAGGAAUAUAUCUUAUCCAACAUUGUUGAGAUUUGGUCUAUUCUCUUGAACAAAAAUCAGUUCAUGUUGAAUAAAGAACAAAACAAUUUCUAUUUUGGUGUUGAGUACACGGUUAGUUUCUAUUUUACGUAAUUUUUUUUAUUAAUGUCCUUUACUUUUUUAUGUUGUAUCGUUUAAAUAAUGAGUUACUUAU